Molecule: messenger RNA, 3663 nt
Organism: Arxiozyma heterogenica
Lineage: Eukaryota; Fungi; Ascomycota; Saccharomycetes; Saccharomycetales; Saccharomycetaceae
Gene: RPB2
Product: DNA-directed RNA polymerase II subunit RPB2
Exons: 1
Coding region: 1-3663 (1220 amino acids)
Biological process (GO): DNA-templated transcription
Cellular component (GO): RNA polymerase II, core complex
Molecular function (GO): ribonucleoside binding; DNA binding
Source: RefSeq, a predicted model, not a curated record
AUGUCUAAGGAAAAUUAUUAUGAAGAUGAUGAAUAUGGAUUUGAAGAUGAAAAUGCACCAAUCACUGCGGAAGACUCAUGGGCUGUUAUCUCAUCCUUCUUCCGUGAAAAAGGUUUAGUUUCUCAACAGCUGGACUCUUUCAAUCAGUUUGUAGACUAUACUUUACAAGAUAUCAUUUCUGAGGACUCUACAAUGAUUUUGGAACAAUUAGCACAACAUACAACUGAAUCAGAUAAUAUUAGUAGAAAAUACGAAAUUAGUUUUGGUAAAAUUUAUGUAACUAAACCAAUGGUAAAUGAAUCUGAUGGUGUUACUCAUGCUUUAUACCCACAGGAAGCCCGUUUGCGUAAUUUAACAUAUUCUUCAGGUUUAUUUGUAGAUGUUAAAAAGAGAACUUAUGAAGCAAUUGAUGUUCCUGGGAGAGAUUUAGAUUAUCAACUUAUUGCUGAAGAAUCAGAAGAAGAUGGAGAAAGCGGUAAAGUUUUCAUUGGUAGACUUCCUAUUAUGUUAAGAUCUAAGAACUGUUACUUAAGUGAUGCUACUGAAUCUGAUCUAUAUAAAUUGAAAGAAUGUCCAUUUGAUAUGGGUGGUUAUUUCAUUAUUAACGGGUCGGAGAAAGUUUUAAUUGCUCAAGAACGUUCCGCAGGUAACAUUGUUCAAGUUUUCAAAAAAGCUGCGCCAUCUCCAAUCUCUUAUGUAGCUGAAAUUAGAUCCGCUUUGGAAAAAGGUUCUAGAUUUAUCAGUCAACUACAAGUCAAACUUUAUGGUCGUGAGGGCAGUUCAGCACGUACUAUUAAAGCUACACUACCAUAUAUUAAACAAGAUAUCCCAAUUGUCAUUAUUUUUAGAGCUCUUGGUAUUAUUCCUGAUGGUGAAAUAUUAGAACAUAUUUGUUAUGAUGUAAAUGACUGGCAAAUGCUAGAAAUGUUAAAGCCUUGUGUAGAAGAUGGUUUCGUUAUUCAAGAUCGUGAAACUGCCUUAGAUUUUAUCGGUCGUCGUGGUACUGCACUAGGUAUCAAGAAGGAAAAAAGAAUUCAAUAUGCUAAAGAUAUUUUACAAAAAGAAUUCUUACCUCAUAUUACACAACUUGAAGGUUUUGAAAGUAGAAAGGCUUUCUUUCUUGGUUAUAUGAUUAAUAGAUUAUUAUUGUGUGCCCUAGACCGUAAAGAUCAGGAUGAUCGUGAUCAUUUUGGUAAGAAAAGAUUAGAUUUAGCCGGUCCAUUAUUAGGGCAGUUGUUUAAAACAUUAUUUAGAAAAUUAACGAAAGAUAUUUUCCGUUAUAUGCAAAGAACUGUGGAGGAAGCUAAUGACUUCAAUAUGAAAUUGGCCAUCAAUGCCAAGACCAUUACUUCUGGUUUGAAGUAUGCUUUAGCCACUGGUAACUGGGGUGAACAGAAGAAGGCCAUGUCGUCUCGAGCUGGUGUUUCUCAAGUCUUAAACCGUUAUACUUAUUCAUCUACAUUAUCACAUUUAAGAAGAACUAACACACCUAUUGGCCGUGAUGGAAAAUUAGCCAAGCCUCGUCAAUUACACAAUACGCAUUGGGGGUUGGUCUGUCCUGCAGAAACUCCAGAAGGUCAGGCAUGUGGUUUAGUGAAGAAUCUAUCAUUAAUGUCUUGUAUAUCUGUUGGUACCGAUCCAAUGCCAAUUAUUACGUUUUUAAGUGAAUGGGGUAUGGAACCUUUAGAAGAUUAUGUACCACAUCAAUCUCCAGAUGCAACUAGAGUUUUUGUUAAUGGUGUCUGGCAUGGUGUUCAUAGAAAUCCAGCUAGAUUGAUGGAAACUUUGAGAACAUUAAGAAGAAAAGGUGACAUUAAUCCAGAAGUUUCUAUGAUUAGGGAUAUUCGUGAGAAAGAAUUAAAGAUAUUUACAGAUGCAGGUAGAGUUUAUAGACCAUUAUUUAUUGUUGAAGAUGACGAAGAAUUAGGCCACAAGGAGUUAAAGGUUAGAAAAGGUCAUAUUAAUAGAUUGAUGCAAACUGAAUACCAAGAUAUUGAAGGUGGUUUUGAGGAUAUCCAAGAAUAUACAUGGACGUCGUUACUAAAUGAAGGUUUAGUUGAAUAUAUUGAUGCCGAGGAAGAAGAGUCUAUUCUAAUUGCAAUGCAACCUGAAGAUUUAGAACCUCCAUUAGAAGAAGGUGAAAUGGUUGAUGAAUUAGAUCCAGCCAGAAGAAUUAAAGCUGUUCAACAUGCCACAACAUUUACUCAUUGUGAAAUUCAUCCUUCUAUGAUUUUAGGUGUUGCUGCAUCGAUUAUCCCAUUCCCUGAUCAUAACCAAUCUCCACGUAAUACAUAUCAAUCUGCGAUGGGUAAACAAGCCAUGGGUGUAUUCUUAACAAAUUAUAAUGUUCGUAUGGACACUAUGGCAAAUAUUCUAUAUUACCCCCAAAAACCUUUAGGUACAACUCGUGCAAUGGAAUACUUAAAAUUCAGGGAACUUCCGGCUGGUCAAAAUGCUAUUGUAGCUAUCGCAUGCUAUUCUGGUUAUAACCAAGAAGAUUCUAUGAUUAUGAACCAAUCUUCUAUUGACAGGGGGUUAUUCAGAUCCCUAUUUUUCAGAUCAUAUAUGGAUCAAGAAAAGAAAUAUGGUAUGUCUAUUACUGAAACUUUUGAAAAACCACAACGUACAAACACGUUAAGAAUGAAACAUGGAACAUAUGAUAAAUUAGAUGAUGACGGUCUUAUUGCACCAGGUGUUAGGGUAUCAGGUGAAGAUAUUAUUAUUGGUAAGACAACGCCAAUCUCUCCAGAUGAAGAAGAAUUGGGUCAAAGAACAGCCUAUCAUUCUAAACGUGAUGCUUCCACACCAUUAAGAAGUACAGAAAACGGUAUUAUUGAUCAAGUUUUAGUUACUACUAACCAAGAUGGGUUGAAAUUCGUUAAAGUUCGUGUUAGAACUACAAAAGUUCCUCAAAUCGGUGAUAAAUUUGCAUCUCGUCACGGUCAAAAAGGUACUAUUGGUAUUACAUAUCGUAGAGAAGAUAUGCCAUUUACUGCAGAAGGUAUUGUUCCUGAUUUAAUCAUUAAUCCCCAUGCCAUCCCCUCACGUAUGACAGUUGCACAUUUAAUCGAAUGUUUAUUAAGUAAAGUAGCAGCAUUAUCGGGUAAUGAAGGUGAUGCAUCUCCUUUCACAGAUAUCACAGUGGAAGGUAUUUCCAAAUUAUUACGUGAACAUGGUUACCAAUCUCGUGGGUUUGAGGUUAUGUAUAACGGCCAUACAGGUAAAAAACUAAUGGCACAAAUUUUCUUUGGUCCAACCUAUUAUCAACGUUUAAGACAUAUGGUCGAUGAUAAGAUCCAUGCAAGAGCUCGUGGGCCAAUGCAAGUGUUAACAAGGCAACCUGUCGAAGGUAGAUCAAGAGAUGGUGGUUUAAGAUUCGGGGAGAUGGAACGUGAUUGUAUGAUUGCCCAUGGUGCAGCCGCCUUCUUAAAAGAAAGAUUAAUGGAAGCAUCUGAUGCUUUCAGAGUUCAUAUCUGUGGUAAUUGUGGUUUAAUGUCAGUUAUAGCUAAGUUAAGCCAUAAUCAAUUCGAAUGUAAAGGUUGUGACAAUAAGAUUGAUAUAUAUCAAAUCCAUAUACCAUAUGCCGCCAAAUUACUCUUCCAAGAAUUGAUGGCAAUGAAUAUUACCCCACGUUUGUACACAGAUCGUUCAAGAGAUUUCUAA